Caenorhabditis briggsae is the source of this 870-nucleotide messenger RNA. Bases 1 to 870 code for a protein of 289 amino acids. The transcript is spliced from 7 exons. NCBI's taxonomy places the organism in Eukaryota, Metazoa, Nematoda, Chromadorea, Rhabditida, Rhabditidae. The record is from RefSeq and is a predicted model, not a curated record.
AUGGCGCGCAAUGCGAGAACACCACCAUGUCCGACUCCAACUCCAACUGUGCCACAAAUUCCUUCGAUUCGAAUUGAACGGAGCAAAGAUGAAAAUGGAAUAUCGGAAGAGAUUGUGCCAGCACCAAAACCGUCACCACCACCUAGAACAGUAACCUAUGGGAAUACACUUAUGCCUACAACAAAUCGGCUACCAAGGCAGCCAAGGCAAACAUCUUUGAGAUCACAUGCAAAUGGGAGUGAAAACGGAAACGGCGUAAUGAAAACACCACAACGAGAGACUAUCGUGAGUUUGGGCUUCACCGAAGACCCAAUUCCACCUAGUCAUUAUUGCUGCAACACUUGUCAUAUUCAGAAAGCCUGCCGAACAGUUGCCAUAUUUGCCAUAAUCGGAUUUAUCAUAAAUAUUGUCCUUUACUUCAUGGGAAUCUCAAAGCUAGGACUUAAUGGAUACCUCGAAGCGUUCCUUCUUAUUUUCGACUGCAUCUCUUUGCUCACAUUGCUCUGUGGUGUGUCCAAACAACGUGCUGGGAUGCUAAAACCCUACUUGUUCUAUAAUGCGAUUUGGAAUUUUGGAAUGAUCAUUUUGUUUUUGGUCUUUGUGUACCAUAUGCUAAAGGGUUCCAGUGAUGUUUCAAGGAACAUUCUCGAAAACGUUAAAGCCUUACGAGCAAACCCCGAUGAGUAUCACUUCCGGACCAGAGAAAGUUUUACAACCGCAAUUUUGGUCACAACCGCCAUUUUGGCUGCUAUGGCUGUUGUCAUCAUUAUCAAUUGCAUAUUUCUACAUGUGGUCUACCGUACCUUCCAAUUUUUCGCAUACCAGGAAGAUAAAAGAAGAGAAGAAAUGGAGAAAAAGGAGCGGCUAUGA